AUGAUCGACCACGUGUUGGGCCGCCCGUCCAUCAAGUCGCGGCGGCUGCAGGUCCUCGCCGUGCUCGCCUUCUGGUCGACCUACCUCGCACGCGGCGACAAGAAUGGCCCCCCCGGCGCCCGGUCGCUCUCGCGGCUGCUCUCGAAACGCCUGACGGCCUGGCAGGUAGUCGUCCUUACCAUGCUGUACCUCUACGCCUCGCGCAAUUUUAGCACUCUUGUCGGCCUCGCAAGCCCCGACCCGCUCACCAACAUGUACGACGCCACCUUCUUCCGCGCCACGUGGGUCCUGACCGCGCUCGACGCCGGCUUCUGGACCGCCAUGAAGAUCCGCACCAAGUGGCUCCGCGACCUGGCCAGCAUUGUCUUCUCGGGCUUCUACUUGGUGGCCGCCGAAAAGGCCGAUGAAAAGGUCCGCAAGGUCCGCGGCAAUCUCACCGUCGAGCACCUCCGCGUCAGCUGGAACAAGGGCACCACGCCCUAUCUGCGGUUCUUCCAGGGGCUGCUGCACCCACGGCUCACCCGCUGGCCGGCCCGCCUCGUCCGCAUCCCCCGCCCCGCCACCAGCGACUACCAGGACCAGCCCAUCAUGGCGUGGCUGUACUAUGACGGAUCCAUCGACCAUCUGCGCGCGUCCGGCCUCAACCGCGUCAUUUUGGAUGUCCCCGGUGGCGGCUUCGUCGCCAUGGACCCGCGCUGCAACGACGACCGCCUCUUUUCGUGGGCCGUCCAGACGGGCUUGCCCGUGCUGAGUCUGGACUACAAAAAGGCCCCCGAGUACCCGUUCCCGUACGCCCUCAACGAGUGCUACGACGCCUACGCGACGCUCGUCCAUUCGCGUGGUCGGUGCAUCGGACUGGCCGCCCACGAUCCUGUGCGCGUGGUGGUCACGGGCGACAGUGCGGGUGGCAACCUGGCCACGGCCAUGACGCUGAUGCUGGCCCAGCAGUCGGCACCCGGCACCUCCUCCGGUGGCCGCUCGACGAGGCGGCUGCCUCUCCCCGAUGGCCUGGUGCUGACGUACCCUUGCAUGGACGUCAACAUUGGCAACUGGAUGUCGGACGAGCAAAUGGCCCUGAUCCGAGACCGCCGCACGCGCGCGACCAACCGCAAUGUGCUGCGCCGCAAGACGAAGCAGUACAGCGACCUCGCGGGCACGCCGCACGAGUCGGACGAUGAGGAUCUGACCAUGACCAAGGCGGUGCCCAGCAGCGACGACGCAGGUCAGGGGAGCGAUCGCAGCAGCAACGGAAAUGUCGAUUUCGACGACGACGAUGACGACGACGACGACGAGCUCGUGCGCUCCAAAGCCCGCAGGCCCAAGCCGGCCUACUCGCACGUCAACGUGUCGUCGUACUCGCGGCCGCAGACGCCGACAAACGAGUGGAAGCGGGAGCUGGGACUGACGCCAGGGACGGCAACCGACAACAUCGAAUCAGAGACCGUCCGCGGAGCCAGCACCAGCCCGCUCGGAAGCGGCGGCAGCGACUCGAAAGCACCCACUGCGUCCUACCACCCGCAGGCCAUCAGCACCCAGCUCGCCACCGCGUCGACCAUCUCCUACUUUAACGACCGCGUCCUGACGCCCGAGAUGAUGCGCGCCAUGAUCAUCUUGUACAUUGGCCCCCACAACCGCCCCGACUUUUCCCAGGACUAUCUGUUGUCGCCCAUUCUGGCGCCGGAUCUGCUGCUCGCCCACUUUCCCAAGACCUACUUCUUGACUGGCGAGCGCGACCCCCUCGUGGACGACACGGUCAUCUUUGCCGGCCGCCUGCGCCGCGUCAAGGCCGCCUACUACGCAUCGGGCGGCCGCCGCGUCGAGUACCGCGAAUCCGACGCGCGCACCGAAGGCUUCGACGAUCGCGAUGUGGCCGAGGUCGUCCUGAUCCCGGGCGUCAGCCACGGCUUCCUGCAGUUCCCGGCCGUCUACCCGCCCGCCUGGAAGUGGUUCCAGCGGGCGUCCGGAUGGAUCCAGGAUGCGUUCCAGCACGCCGACGAGGUGCGGGCACGGAGCGAUGCGGCUUCUGCUCGGGGUCGCGUGCCACGCGGCCGCACAACCUCGCGGACCAACACGUCGGAGCGGAACGAGGCGGCGCCGACUCUCGCGACGCCUCCGGCCACGAAAGCAGCGCUGUCGGUCGAUACAAAGACUGCAACGGCCAUGACGCAACCGCCAGACAGGGAUGGAACAGGUACGACGCCCUAUACAGCCGGGCACAGCCGCGUUGUCUCGUCGGCGCGGACCGAGUCGAGCGGCGACGAGGCGCCGCUGGAGAUGAUUCGCAUGACAAAGGUCAGCAAGACGAAUGCAUCGACCGAGCCGGCGCCGGCACAGGCCACGACGACAGCACCUGCUGCGCCAUCGUCUGGUUCCACGACGGCAUCGACAUCGACGUCGACAUCGACUACCAUGUCGUCUGCCGCCACGACACCAGACAACAACGGCACCGCCGGUGCGGGCAAGCCAAAGUCCAAAAAGCAAAAGGCCCUGGGGCGGCAGCGCGCCAAGGACAGCAAGGACGACAAGGAGCUGGUCAAGCUCAAGAGCUCGGACGAUUUGUUGGGUCGGCGCAUGCAGGGCAUUGUCGGCGGUCUCACUGGAGUCACCGAGGAGUAG
Sporothrix brasiliensis 5110 is the source of this 2616-nucleotide messenger RNA. RefSeq lists its product as uncharacterized. Gene Ontology annotation, cellular component: cytosol. Gene Ontology annotation, biological process: triglyceride catabolic process. The record is from RefSeq and is a predicted model, not a curated record. The transcript has a single exon. Gene Ontology annotation, molecular function: triacylglycerol lipase activity; sterol ester esterase activity. NCBI's taxonomy places the organism in Eukaryota, Fungi, Ascomycota, Sordariomycetes, Ophiostomatales, Ophiostomataceae. The coding region runs from base 1 to 2616 and encodes 871 amino acids.